This is a messenger RNA of Chrysochloris asiatica (Cape golden mole), 2337 nucleotides long. It is a transcript of the gene HCN2, whose product is annotated as hyperpolarization activated cyclic nucleotide-gated potassium channel 2. Gene Ontology annotation, biological process: transmembrane transport; potassium ion transport. The record is from RefSeq and is a predicted model, not a curated record. Gene Ontology annotation, molecular function: voltage-gated potassium channel activity. Gene Ontology annotation, cellular component: membrane. The annotation marks the transcript as partial. The transcript is spliced from 8 exons. Lineage: Eukaryota; Metazoa; Chordata; Mammalia; Afrosoricida; Chrysochloridae.
GGGCCCGAGGGCCCGGCGCGGGGCCCCAAGGUGUCGUUCUCGUGCCGCGGGGCGGCCGCGGGCCCCAGCCCAGCGCCAGCAGAUGAGGCGGGCAGCGAGGAGGCGGGCCCGGCCGGGGAGCCGCGCGGCAGCCAGGCCAGCUUCAUGCAGCGCCAGUUCGGCGCGCUCCUGCAGCCCGGUGUCAACAAGUUCUCGCUGCGGAUGUUUGGCAGCCAGAAGGCCGUGGAGCGCGAGCAGGAACGCGUCAAGUCGGCGGGGGCCUGGAUCAUCCACCCCUACAGCGACUUCAGGUUCUACUGGGAUUUCACCAUGCUGCUGUUCAUGGUGGGGAACCUGAUCAUCAUUCCCGUGGGCAUCACCUUCUUCAAAGACGAGACCACGGCCCCGUGGAUCGUGUUCAAUGUGGUCUCAGAUACCUUCUUCCUCAUGGACCUGGUGCUGAACUUUCGCACUGGCAUCGUCAUCGAGGACAACACGGAGAUUAUCCUCGACCCCGAGAAGAUCAAGAAGAAGUACCUGCGCACGUGGUUCGUGGUGGACUUUGUGUCCUCCAUUCCCGUGGACUACAUUUUCCUCAUCGUAGAAAAAGGCAUCGACUCUGAGGUUUACAAGACUGCGCGUGCGCUGCGCAUUGUGCGCUUCACUAAGAUCCUCAGCCUCCUGCGGCUGCUACGCCUUUCGCGCCUCAUCCGCUACAUCCACCAGUGGGAGGAGAUCUUCCAUAUGACCUAUGACCUGGCCAGCGCGGUCAUGCGCAUCUGCAACCUUAUCAGCAUGAUGCUGUUGUUAUGCCACUGGGAUGGCUGUCUGCAGUUCCUGGUCCCCAUGCUGCAGGACUUCCCGCACAACUGCUGGGUCUCCAUCAACAACAUGGUGAAUCAUUCGUGGAGCGAGCUCUACUCCUUUGCGCUCUUCAAGGCCAUGAGUCACAUGCUGUGUAUCGGGUAUGGCCGCCAGGCACCUGAGAGCAUGACAGACAUCUGGCUGACCAUGCUGAGUAUGAUCGUGGGCGCCACCUGCUACGCCAUGUUCAUCGGCCACGCCACGGCCCUCAUCCAGUCGCUGGACUCUUCGAGACGCCAGUAUCAGGAGAAGUACAAGCAGGUGGAGCAGUACAUGUCCUUCCACAAGCUGCCCGCCGACUUCCGCCAGAAGAUCCACGACUACUAUGAGCAUCGGUACCAGGGCAAGAUGUUCGAUGAGGACAGUAUCCUGGGCGAGCUCAACGGGCCGCUGCGGGAGGAGAUUGUCAACUUUAACUGCCGGAAGCUGGUGGCCUCAAUGCCUCUGUUUGCUAAUGCUGACCCCAACUUUGUGACUGCCAUGCUGACCAAGCUCAAGUUCGAGGUCUUCCAGCCAGGGGACUACAUCAUCCGCGAGGGUACCAUUGGCAAGAAGAUGUACUUCAUCCAACACGGUGUGGUCAGCGUGCUGACCAAGGGCAACAAGGAGAUGAAACUGUCCGACGGCUCCUACUUCGGGGAGAUCUGCCUGCUGACGCGGGGCCGGCGCACGGCCAGCGUGCGGGCUGACACCUACUGCCGCCUGUACUCACUGAGCGUGGACAACUUCAAUGAGGUGCUGGAGGAGUAUCCCAUGAUGCGCCGCGCCUUCGAGACCGUUGCCAUAGACCGGCUAGACCGCAUCGGCAAGAAGAACUCGAUCUUGCUACACAAGGUGCAGCAUGACCUCAACUCAGGCGUGUUCAACAACCAGGAAAACGCCAUCAUUCAGGAGAUUGUUAAAUAUGACCGGGAGAUGGUGCAGCAGGCGGAGCGCGGCCGCGUGCUCUUCCCACCACCUCCACCUCCGCAAGUCACCUCGGCCAUUGCCACGCUGCAGCAGGCCGUGGCCAUGAGCUUCUGCCCGCAGGCGGCGCGCCCACUCGUGGGCCCGCUGGCGCUCGGCUCACCGCGCCUUGUGCGCCGCAUGCCGCCUGCACCCCAGGCACCUGGGCCCACGCCACCUGCCGCCAGCCCCCCGGGCGCACCCGCCAGCCCCCGGGCACCGCGGACCUCGCCCUAUGCUGGCGCCCCUGGCUCCCCUGCCGGCCCUCGCGCUGGUCCUGUGCUGCCUGCGCGCCGCCUGAGCCGUGCGUCACGUCCGCUGUCCGCCUCGCAGCCCUCGCUGCCCCAUGGCGCGGCUGCGGCCUCCACUGCCGGCCCAGGCCCCGUGCGCCCAGCCAGCAGCUCUACACCGCGCCUGGGCCCCGCGCCUGCGGUUACAAGGGGCGCUGCGCCGAGCCCGGACUGCAGGGACUCAGCCUCGCCCGGCGUCACCGCCGGCACCCUAGACCCGCUGGACUCUGCGCGUUCGCGCCUAUCGUCCAACUUGUGA